AUGUCCGAGCAGAAGAAGAAGCUCGUGGCCUACCAUGAGGCUGGCCAUGCGAUCCUGGGUGCGUUGAUGAACGAUUAUGACGUGGUGGCAAAGAUCAGCAUUGUGCCACGUGGACCAGCAGGUGGCGUCACGAUCUUCAUGCCAUCGGAGGAUCGCUUGAACUCCGGGCUCUACUCCAAGGAGUUUUUGGAGAAUCGCAUGUGCGUUGCGCUUGGUGGGCGCCACCUGGCUGUUGCAUAA
Messenger RNA from Symbiodinium pilosum, 240 nucleotides. Lineage: Eukaryota; Dinophyceae; Suessiales; Symbiodiniaceae. The record is from the annotation of a GenBank genome assembly.